Molecule: messenger RNA, 958 nt
Organism: Cercospora beticola
Lineage: Eukaryota; Fungi; Ascomycota; Dothideomycetes; Mycosphaerellales; Mycosphaerellaceae
Source: RefSeq, a predicted model, not a curated record
CAUGGUUGUCGCCUGUUUCGCCAUCCGGGCAGUGCGCGAGACUCAGGUACUCCCUCUGGUCAGGUUCAUGCCCAAACGAAGGCGGUAGUCGGGCUGUGCAAAGGCUCGCCAGCCAUCGCCAAUACACCUACGAAAGUACUCGCUAUGUGACAUCUCCUCGCCACUAACACCACCAGUCCACCACCGACACCACAUCCACCAUGGGCCACCGCGACGGAGGCUACUCCAGCGACGACUCCACCCUCUACUCACGCGGCAGCAGACAUCGCGGACGCCGCUCUUCACCUACAGACUACAACAGACGGCCCCGCCGAAGUCGCCGCUAUGCCUCACCAUCCCGCGACGAGAAGAAAGGCAGCAGUACAGCAGGCACAUUCGUCAAACUCGGAAUCGGCGUCGCAUUAGUGCAGAUCGUCGCAACAUGUUUCAGCGCUUGGAUGAAAGACAAGCAGGAAGCGGAUGACCGACACUAUCGACAUGAAAAGCGCAGAGCGUUCGAGAAAGCGAAAGCGAAGCGACGACGAGAAGAAGAAGAAUAUGAGAAGCGGCGGCAGCGGGAAGAAGAUGAGAGCGAUGGGCGAGAGUGGGACGAACGAGAAAUCAUCAUUCGCGAAGGGAGAAGGAUCGGGUAUGUCCCUGCGGAGAAUGCGAACGCUGAGAGAGACGACAGUCAGGAUCGACAGGUUCGACGAAUUGAGGCCCCACCGGAUGAUUACUACGAUUACGAACAUUCGGACGACGACUGGGAAGAUGAGCGUCGGAGAGCUCCAAGCGUUGCGGCGAGGAGUCGUAGCCGCUUUGGAGGGAGACCGAAGAGUGUGAGGGAUCUGAGAGACGAUCGGAGUCGAAGUCGACCUGCGGAACGAAUCAAGAGCUGAUGACGAUUGAGACGAUUUGAAUUUGCACAAUUGCUGCGUUGAGCGCGUGUUGAUUGCACGAAUGACAAGCCUGGUGUCCU